Rhea pennata is the source of this 5088-nucleotide messenger RNA. It is a transcript of the gene SEPTIN5, whose product is annotated as septin 5. The transcript has 11 exons. Gene Ontology annotation, biological process: cytoskeleton-dependent cytokinesis; regulation of exocytosis; intracellular protein localization. Lineage: Eukaryota; Metazoa; Chordata; Aves; Rheiformes; Rheidae. Gene Ontology annotation, molecular function: GTPase activity; GTP binding; molecular adaptor activity. Gene Ontology annotation, cellular component: septin ring; synaptic vesicle; microtubule cytoskeleton. The record is from RefSeq and is a predicted model, not a curated record. The coding region runs from base 239 to 1384 and encodes 381 amino acids.
CCGUGCGGGCAGGCUCCACCCGCAGCCCGGGCGAAGGCAGGAAAUCCCGGGCAGCUGCCACGGGAGCCCGCUCGCCUCUGCUCCUCGUCGCGGCUCGCCGAGCCGCGCAGCCCUGCGUGCGUGUGCACGCGUAGGCGGGGGGGCUGCCGCAUGGAUUUAGCCACGGCUGGGAGGGAACACAUGGGCUGGAUUUUUUUUUCUUGGCCUGCGGUGGCUGUCCGUCCCGCCGGCCGCGGUUAUGGAUUCGAUCAUUAUUCAGGAGCGGUUAGUGGAGAAGCUGCUUUCCCCCCGGACGCAGGCACAGCGAAGCCACCCAGCCAAGCUGAAGGACCAUGAGAAGCAGUACGUGGGCUUUGCCACUCUUCCUAACCAGGUCCACCGGAAAUCUGUGAAGAAGGGUUUCGACUUCACCCUGAUGGUUGCAGGAGAGUCGGGUCUGGGCAAAUCUACCCUCGUGAAUAGCCUGUUCCUGACAGAUCUCUACAAAGACAGAAAGCUUCUCAACGCAGAGGAGAGAAUCAGCCAGACAGUGGAAAUCGUCAAGCACACGGUGGACAUAGAGGAGAAGGGGGUCAAACUGAAGCUGACCAUAGUGGACACGCCGGGCUUUGGAGAUGCCGUUAACAACACUGAGUGCUGGAAGCCCAUCACUGACUACAUCGACCAGCAGUUUGAACAGUAUUUCCGAGAUGAGAGCGGCCUCAACCGGAAGAACAUCCAGGACAACCGAGUGCAUUGUUGCCUCUACUUCAUCUCACCCUUCGGGCAUGGGUUGAGGCCUGUGGAUGUCGAGUUCAUGAAGGCUCUGCAUGAGAAAGUCAACAUUGUGCCACUGAUCGCCAAAGCUGACUGCCUGAUUCCCUCUGAGAUCCGGAAACUAAAAGAGAGGAUCCGGGAAGAGAUUGACAAAUUUGGCAUUAAAGUGUACCAGUUUCCGGAGUGUGACUCUGAUGAAGAUGAGGAAUUCAAACAGCAAGACAGAGAGCUGAAGGAGAGCGCUCCCUUUGCUGUCAUCGGCAGUAACACAGUGGUGGAGGCAAAAGGCCAGAGAGUCCGCGGACGGCUGUACCCCUGGGGCAUUGUGGAAGUGGAAAACCAGGCGCACUGCGACUUUGUGAAGCUGAGGAACAUGCUUAUCCGGACACACAUGCAUGACCUGAAGGAUGUCACUUGUGAUGUCCACUACGAGAACUACCGAGCUCAGUGCAUCCAGCAGAUGACCAGCAAGCUGACUCAGGACAACAGGAUAGAAAGCCCGAUUCCUAUCCUGCCUCUCCCAACACCUGACACUGAGACGGAGAAGCUGAUCAAAAUGAAGGAUGAGGAGUUGCGGCGGAUGCAAGAGAUGCUGCAGAAGAUGCAGCAGCAGAUGCAGGAUCAGUGAAAGGCAGGUGUUUGGAGGGCAAAGGGAAUCACCUGGUGACCAUCUGAAGCUUGGCUUGAGCAGUGGAUGUUUAAAAAGAGGUUCCCUGUUGUAUAGAGACUUGUGGGCAAGAGCUGCACCCGCACCCUCUAAUUUAUUAGCAAUGCUGGCUUUGCAGUCAGCCAGAUUGUGGAGGAGGCUGUUCACUUAACAGUUUACUGAUGUGUAUUUUCUUUUUUUUAAUUAUUAUUCUUUCUUCUUCUUUUUUUUUAAAUUUGGUCUUUUUAUUUAAAGAAAAUAGCCUAGGAAGUAUCUAAGGCAUCCUAAAAAAGAAAAGAAAGAAAAGAUCUCCUUUUCCUAUGUACUAAUUUCUUGUUUGGGAAUGCUCUGGUAUUUAAAGUCCUGGUUUCUCUGGUGUACGAACUUGAAGAUUAUGUGUGUCAAUGCACGUAAAUGUUUACUCCCAACUGAGGUGCUGUGCCCCCCCCUCCCCCCGCUUUGUCCAGGGCCAGCACAGGCAUCGUAAAGGCAGAUGUUCCCUCCUGUGAGUUUGACCUGCACUGCCCAGGCUUCUCAGCCUGGGGCCAGCUCUGGCCCAGAGAGCAGGAGCUGGGGGUAUCUCUGCACACUGACCUGCUGAGAGGUCCCGAUAGUUGUGUGGUUCCCUGCCUGGAUGGAUUUUUUUGGGGGGGGGGGGGUUGGUUGUUUGUUGUUUUUUUCCUAUCAACAAACACCAGGAUCUUUACGCUGACUGGCAGGAGACAGUCUCUCUCAAGGUCAGUUAGAAGAAAGCACUUCCAGUGCCCUCAGCUAGGUCUUUCUAGAAGAGAGGAGGAGUUGCUGAGGAUUGCUUGCGAGGAGGAGGAAAUGGGAGUCAGCCCCUUCCCAGUCUGCCAGCCACGCUCUCCUUCCGCAGCAGAUCAGAGGGGAUGGCAGAAGCCAACUGGUGAGUUGGCUGGUGAGAGUAUCUCAUGGCUCUGGUCUUUUCUCCAGUGUUUGCUUGGAAAAGUACUGUGGCAGCCAGCGUGCCUCGCUGUGCCCACUUUGGAAGAACAGAAACCUCGGAACCGAAAGUCAACCCCAAAUUCAGAGCUGUACUCUGUCCCCCAGUUUGCAAUCCCACAAGUGUAUUGCUGGCUCUGCAGUUCUUUUGGGGCAAGGGACAGUUUUGGGGUGUUUGUGCCAGAGAUCUGAGAGCGCCUGUCCCAGCAGGCUGCCUUGCAGGGGAAAGAGGCUGUGGGGAGCUGGCGUGGGUCAGUGCAGCAGGUGCAGGAAUGCCACUGCGCACGGCUGAGCACAGCCCGGCAGACUCGGUACUUCCUCCCCUGCCAUUUCCCCUGAGACUCAGCCCUUCUCCCUGCUCCCCAGCUCUUCCUGUCUCAGUGCUGGGAAGGCCACUGGAUCUGCUGGGCAGAGAUAAGAGCACUCUUCGGGCAGUAGCUUCUGUCCCACUCUUGCUUCCUGCAGUAUUUUUAACUUCUAGUCCAGCCAGAGGAGAGCCCAGGAGUGCAAUGUAUCUGACAGCUCAAGACUUGCUAGAAGCACUGCCGCACUCGCAGGGAGUCCAGGGCUCUUGGAGGGAGAGACACUUGGCUCUUUCCUCUAACUCCAGAGAGCAUCACCUUGGACAGGGACUUUCUGCUCCUCUGGCUCCUGACCCCAUUCUUCUGUCCACUCAUCUGCCUGUUUCAGCUCCUCCAUUUCUGGCUCUCCCCAGCAGAUCUCUGGCUGGGAACAGUCAGGUGCUAAAUUCUUUUGUCAGGUGCUACGUUUGUCUGGGUUGAGUACCACGCUGAUUUUCUCCAUGAGGCUUUAAGUGUCCUGAUCAGAGCUUGUUCAGGAGGUGGAUAGGUUGGCUGGUUCCAGUUAUUCACUGUACAGAGCCUCUACUUGGCCAGAAAAAGGGUCGUACGGGCAGGAGAGACCCUGAGGCAACACUGAAGGACAAAGUCAGGGUAGAAGCCCCUCGGCAGAAAUGCGAAAGCUAGGCAAGGACAGUGUCCAAGGGAAACCUCUUCGAAGUGAUCUUUUGUUGCCUCAGAGAGGUGAGAAGUGGGGCAGGGGCAUUGGGAACAAGCUCAGCAGGACGGGGGAACUGCCAACACUUUUUUCCCUUCUCCCCUGUAUCAGGCAUGUAAGUGACAGUGGCAGUGGCAGCGCAGGGGAGUGGAAGGGUACAGCCUGUCUUCAGUAACGUGCAAGGCCAGAUUCUUCAGGAGGAAAUGCAGCCUUUCUUUCUGCAGUCUGCGUACUUGAGGAACAGAGUAGCCUGAGGUGAGAGCUUCCUCCAGGCUUUCUGGAGGAGGUUUGCUGCUGUCCCAAAGCAGGAGGACUGCCACGUUCUCAGCUUUAUUCACACUAGCGUAACCUGAAACACCCUGUGGUACCUGUCCCCUUUCUUUUCUUAUAUUGGUGUUGUCUAUGAGGAGGAUGUUUUGUUGAAAAUGAGCCCUGUCUAGAUAGAGAUGUUCCUCUUUCAAGGAGAUUCAGGCCUAAAAGACGGAGACCUUUACUCUUUAGCAUUGACAUAGGACAGAAUACAGCCUUUACCCAGGGUUGUGUGCUAGUGAGAAUGCAAGGUGCUGGGGUCAGGGGCAGGUAGGACUGCUGAGUAUUUAACUGCUUCUGUUCCUCUGAACGAGGAAGUUUCCAUCAGCUCAGUGCAUAUGGCUCUAAAUCGAGCUAAUAGUUGUAGCUCCAUUCUCUACGGAGAGCUCAAAUCUUCAACCAUCAACUGUCAAAGACAGUUUGAGUUGCGCUUGGAUAAAAAUGUCUACCAGUGAGAAUUAGAGAAUCGCAUUGGAGAAACAGCUUCUAGAGAGGGGAGCGAUACUGCUGAGACUUACGAGGUUCCUUUCCCAGAGCAUCAGAGCGGGGGUGCUGCUGGGAAAAGGUAAGAGACUGACUUCUGUGGGGGCACCAGAGACCCAGCCUUUGGCUUGUAAGUUGGCAAACGCUUAUUAAAGGAGGAAUGCUUUGUACUGUCAAACUGAGCUGCACUGUAAGCAGAGAAGGGACUCCUGAACCAAUGUAGCUUGGCCACUUGGCUCUGGCAGCCAGAAAAGCAGAAGAGUGUGGCUAGAAAGGUAAUUUAACACCUUCCCUCACGCAACCCUCCACUAUCUCACACGCAAACCCUGCACCCGCAGGCACAUUCCCAUGCCUCUGCCAAGCUUUGCCCUGCUGAGUGAGUCACUGCAGGAGCUGCGUCCUUCUCCUUGGGCACAACUCUCGGGGCUGCAGCUGGGGGUUCUCAGUACAUCUCAGACCUUGUGCCUGACUGGGAAGGGAGCCGUGGCAUGAACUCAUCGUGUGCUGCUGCUGUACUGGUCCUGCCUGUGCAGUCCUUCUUGCUGCCUCCCCGCGUGCCUCUCCCCAGAGGAGGGGAUCCCAUUCUUCAUGCUGUGCAAUGGCAUUCCCUGCUCCCUCCUCACACACCCAGCUCUGUUGUAAUGCUGGCUUGCUCCUUCCAUGCGACUUCCUCAUGACUUUCUUAUCGCUCUGCUGCAUUCCUAGGCUCUUUGUUUCCUGUCCAUCUGUUGGAUUGUUAUAAUAUAUAUAUUUUUUUGUAAAUUUCUGUUUGAACAUUUUGUCAUUGUGAACAAAGAAAAAUGAAACCUUUUAAAACAUAUCCAUUUUAUUAAAUGAUUAUUGUUAUUAUUAUUAUUAUUAAUAAUGUUUACUACCUGAAUUGAUCAGUGAAAUAAAUACAUUCAAAAAAACAA